Molecule: messenger RNA, 1086 nt
Organism: Rana temporaria (common frog)
Lineage: Eukaryota; Metazoa; Chordata; Amphibia; Anura; Ranidae
Product: gastrula zinc finger protein XlCGF57.1-like
Exons: 3
Coding region: 1-1086 (361 amino acids)
Source: RefSeq, a predicted model, not a curated record
AUGGUAGACCUGGAAGAUGGACGUUGUAUCCUGAAUAACUCGGAGCAUCAGUGUACUUUAUCUCCAGACUGUAAUACAGAAGAUAAUGACUUUGCCCCAAAUCCUCCAGGAGUAAAUCCUGUUACUGAAAAUCAAUCCAGAUCAAUGGAUCCUUCUAGUAGCAAACCACGUUCUCCUGGAAUAUCACCUUCUGUUACAAGCACCGAUAAUUCUUUGUCCUGCUCGGAGUGCGGGAAAUCUUUUACAACCAAAUACAAACUUCAUGUUCAUGCGAGAUGCCACACGGGAAAGAAGGUCUUCCAAUGUCUGGACUGUGAGAAAUCCUUCUUAUGGAAUGCGGACCUUGUUAACCACCGGAGAGUUCACACCGGUGAGAAGCCCUUCCCUUGUUCUCUAUGUGACAAACGUUUCUCCUCUAAAACCAUCCUGGAGGACCAUAUAAAAGUCCACACCGGUGAGAGGCCGUUUUCCUGUACAGAGUGCGGGAAAUGUUUCACUCAGAAAGGAGGCCUCAGAAAGCAUAUGAAAUGCCACACCGACGAGAAGCCGUUUUCGUGUUCCGAAUGUGGUAAAUGUUACACAGCGAAAGGAAGCCUCGACUACCACAUGAAAAGCCACACCGGCGAGAUGCCGUUUUCUUGUGAAAAGUGCGGUAAAGGUUUCAUAUUACAACAACAACUUCUCAGACACCAGAAAAACUGUACGGGUAAUGGUCUGUCAAGUUCAGAGUGCAAGAUUUCAAAAUCUGAGCUCAUUGUACAACAAAAAGGACACACCGAAGAGAAGAGGUAUCCAUGUUUGGAGUGUGAAAAAUCCUUCAAACGGAAGGAAGACCUUGUUACCCAAGGUGAGAAGCCGUUCUCAAUGUGGCAGAUUAAACGAGGCCUUGAUGACCAUCUAAAAGUGCACAGCAGUGUGAAGCCAUUCACCUGUGAAGUGUGUGGGAAAGGUUUCAUAAAGCACCUGCGCUUCCUUACACACCAGAGUACUCACACAGGCGAGUGUCCUUUUUCAUGUUCAGAGUGCGGAAAGAGUUACAAUCGCAAAGACAAUCUAGUUAAGCGUCAGAAGACACAGGGGCACUGA